Messenger RNA from Scatophagus argus, 3592 nucleotides. RefSeq names its product jade family PHD finger 3 (gene jade3). The transcript is spliced from 12 exons. Gene Ontology annotation, biological process: regulation of transcription by RNA polymerase II. The record is from RefSeq and is a predicted model, not a curated record. Gene Ontology annotation, cellular component: histone acetyltransferase complex. Lineage: Eukaryota; Metazoa; Chordata; Actinopteri; Scatophagidae. The coding region runs from base 314 to 2683 and encodes 789 amino acids.
UGGAGGGAAAGUGGCGGGGUUUAGGACCCGGCGGGACGCGCGGUACAAUAGGGCUGUUGUGCCGUGGUGGUGGACAGAUUGCAACCCUGGAGGUUCCCACUGUGGUGGGACACAAAAAACUAAAAUUAAUCUGUAGCUGGAAGCAGCGCCACUGUUUUUAUAGGUAAACGCUGGACAUUUCUGUGGGCUGAUACGUGGCUGCAAUAAAGCGGACAGCAGAACGAGAGCUGAAGGCACGAACUUAAGUGGUUAAGGAUCUACCACAGGAAUCUACUAGCAUGCUUUUCAACUGGAAAUUUAUGGAUCUUACAGGAUGAAACGUCUCCGGUCAUCAAGCAGCAGCGACAGUUCUGACAAUGAGAGUCCCUCUACCUCCUUCUGCUCCUCCAACAAGAAUGGCAGUAAACCUGGAACCCCCGCCUCCAACCAGAAGAAACCAGCUGAAGUGUUCAGAAAAGACCUGAUCAGUGCCAUGAAGCUGCCUGACUCCCACCAUGUGUCCCCAGAGGACUGCUACCUGCUGGCAGACACCUGGAAGCAGGAGUGGGAGAAGGGAGUCCAGGUGCUUGCAAGUCCAGACACCAUCCCAGAGCCGUCAGUCAGAGUUAUUGCAGAGAAGCCCAAGGAGGUGCUUUACUCUCACCAGAGGAAGUACAUCCAGUGCUCGAGCCAGGAAUCAACAGAACUGGGUUAUAUCAACAUCAGAGAGCUGGCAGAGGCUAUGUGUCGCUACGAUCUGGACGAUGUGGACCUUUACUGGCUGCACACGCUCAACAGAGAGCUCGAUCGCAUGGGGGAGGAGCCCAUAGACGAGCUGACAAUGGAACGUGCCAUGGAGGCCCUGGAGAGGCAGUGCCAUGACAACAUGAACCAUGCCAUCGAGACAGUGGAAGGCCUGGGGAUUGAAUACGACGAGGACGUCAUCUGCGAUGUGUGCCGAUCCCCCGACAGCGAGGAGGGGAAUGACAUGGUGUUCUGUGACAAGUGCAACAUCUGUGUGCACCAGGCUUGUUACGGCAUAGUCAAAGUGCCUAUUGGAAACUGGCUGUGCAGGACAUGUGUGCUCGGUAUCGACCCUCAGUGCCUUCUGUGUCCAAAGAAGGGCGGUGCCAUGAAGGCAACGCGUGCAGGCACCAAGUGGGCACAUGUCAGCUGUGCUCUGUGGAUACCAGAGGUGAGCAUCGCUUGUCCCGAGAGGAUGGAGCCCAUCACCAAAGUGUCCCACAUCCCACCCAGCCGUUGGUCUCUCAUCUGCAGCCUGUGUAAAUUAAAGACAGGCGCCUGUAUCCAGUGCUCUGUAAAGAACUGCACCACUCCUUUCCAUGUGACAUGUGCCUUUGAGCACAGCCUGGAGAUGAAGACCAUCCUGGAUGAAGGAGAUGAAGUCAAAUUCAAGUCUUACUGCCUCAAACACAGCAAGUCUAAGACUGGUGAGGCUGGCCUGAGCCCAGCACGUUCUAAGCCCCCCGCUGAGGCAGAGAAGGUGGGCCAGCGGGCACAGAGACUGCAGGAGCUGCAGGAGGACUUCUGCACUCUAAUCCAGCUGGAGGAGCUGGCUCAGGCCCUCGGGCUCUCUGAGCACCUGGCAGACUUCAUCUAUCAGUACUGGAAGCUGAAGAGGAAAGCUAACUUUAACAAAGCUCUGCUGCCUCCUAAGGAGGAGGAGGAGAACGUGGCGCUGCAGCCUCAGGAGGACAGCAUCCACACACGCAUGCGGAUGUUCAUGCACCUGCGGCAAGAUUUGGAGAGGGUAAGAAAUUUGUGUUACAUGGUGAGUCGGAGGGAGAAGCUGAAGCUGCUGCAGAGUAAAGCCCAGGAGCAGAUGUUUAACUUACACGUGAAGCUUGUGAACCAGGAGGCCUCUGCUGGUCUGCCUUCUUCAUACCCAGUGGAGAGUAUGCUGUUUCGUCCCCCUCCGAGGAUAACCCUGAAGCUGAAAAUGCCCAAAUCCUCUAGCCUUGGAAAUGGAAAUCCCAGUUCCAAAUCUGGCAAUGGGCCGCUCUGCAUAGACAAUAGUGGCAAUGUGACUGAACAUGCAGGUGAAGGGCUGGGUCAGGGGAAGCCUCAGCUGCAUGGACGUGGUCGGAGAGAGGAGCGCUCAAAUGGGCGCCUGUCAUCCUCAAGCAGCUCAGUGCUGCCAGUAAAACCCACAGGCAAACCUUUAGCCCUGCACGCUGCGCUCCACGGCCACUCCUCCAACAGUAACAGCAAACUGGACCAAGAACAAGCCUGUGUGACUAAGUCUAACGGCCUCUUUGAGAAGUUUGUGUCUCAGAAGGACAGUUCUUGCCAGACGCCCAAUGACCAGAAUGCUUCACAUCAGGCUUUCAGUAAAAGCAGCUUUCGCAAGUCUGCCAUGGAGCACUUUGGCAGGUCCUUUAAAGAGGCGACUAUUAACCUGGUACGGACCACAGAGGACCUGCGUGCCUCUGACAAACUGUCUCGAGAGGGCUCGACUAAGGAGAGACCGUGGACUAAACCCAUGUCCGAACACAAAGUGAAAAGCGCACGGUCGUACCAGGACAGUGACGGCUACUGUCCCGACUUGGAGCUCAGUGACUCAGAGCCAGAGGCCAAAGGGAGGCACAGGCGGCAGGUCGGGCUGCCUCAGCCAGACGCUCCAAGGAAAGGGAUCAGUCAUGGGAAACAAUCGCUGGGUUCCAGACACCCGAUGCAGAGGUGACAGCUGUUUUUGUCUCUUGACUCACUGCCGCUGUUCUUUCCUGACUGUCUUCCCGAGUGCCAGGCCAUCUCUGCGAACACAUCUCCAUCAGGGAUCGAAGACCCAGUGCUCCUGGUGCUGCACAUGCAAAGGAAAAACUGCAUGAAGGGUCAUCAAGAACAUCCCCCAGAAGAAUUCACAAAAAAAAAGUGGUUGGUGUUGGUUUGAGAUGAACAAAUCAGUCAGUCUUCUGAGAUUAUCAUGGCUAGCAUUGCAUUUUUGUACUCUACUUUGUAUUAAACACUCCUGCUCCUCCACACACAGGUUCAGUUUGCCUUUGAUUAAAUCUGCUGUGCAUAAGAUGUUCAAAUUGGGAUGUAAAUAAUGUAAGUGAUGCAGUAAUUCAAACCAAUAUGCCAGAUGGGAAUUUUGUAGUAAAUUCUAGUAUCUGCUGCAACUGUUUGUUGCACACUGCCUGUUACAGUUAACCUGUUUGCCCACAGGUGAUAAACUGACCUGGUGACCUUUUAUAUUUGUCGGUAGUGAGGUCGUUUUUUACAAACACAAAUGCCUUUUGUGUGUAGGAAUGCAGUUUCACACUGUUAGUACCUUUAGUCACAUCCUGGUUAGAUUAGAGGAUCAUAGAAAGGUAUUUGAGUUCUGCUCUCAGAAUCAGAGAAAAUGUAUGCAAGAGAGUAUGAUUACAUUCCCUGAGGUAUCCUUCAGUAACAUAGUUGAACUUGGAUGCAUCAAAGCAAAGACUGAGUACAGAUAUGUAAUUGGUUGCCUUUGUUAUUGGUCUCGGAUCAUCACAUGAUAAGCCUUGAUUAUUACAGACUUUGGAACUUCUCAUAUUUGCAGUCUUUUAUGUUACUUGUGUCAUUUUUUCUGACAAUAAAUGAAUGAAGAAUAAAUAAUCUGACCAAGCAA